AUGGCAUAUAAAAAACAAAAUUAUACGGAGGAUAAAUCUUCAAAAAAGUCAGCUUACUUAGAAUUUGAUGAUGAAGAUAAAAUUAAGGAGAGAUCUAAUGUUCAUGUAUCAAUAAAAGAAAAACAAUUGAGAAUUGCUGAAUUAUUAAAUUCUAAAAAAAAUACCAAUUUUCCAAAAAAAAGUGUAGAUUUUACUUUAUCACAAAAAACUGAAUUGGAACAUACGGAUGGUUUUCAAGCUAGAAAAAAGCAAUUUAGUAUGACAAAUGCAGCUAUAGCCAAUAAGCUAAAUAAUACAUUAUUUUCAAAAAGUACUAAUUCUAAAAAUGUAUCUUUUUCUCAAAGUAAAAAUAGUUCUGAAAUAGAUAAAAAAUCAGUUCUAGAUAAAAAUGAAGAACCUUUUGGAAAAAAGUCUAUUUCAAGCUUAAAUAAUAAAUUAAGUGAAGAUUAUAAAAAUAAAUUAAGUAGUGUUUUAUUGUCAAGGAAUAGACCUGAUUUCCUUAAGGAUUUUGAACAAAAAAAUUCAAAUAAUUUUUCCAAAACAACUUAUGCAGCUGAAGAUAAUUCGAAUAAUAGUUUUAGAGAUUCAAAGGAAGAGAAUGAUAAUAAAAGAAAAGAUUUAUUUAAGCAGCUUUUAAACAAUUAUUCUAAUCUUAAAAAAAUAGACUAUAACAAGAAUGGAGACAGUAAUUUACUACAGAAAGAAGUUGAAAAUGAGAGUGAAAAUAAAAAUGUCUUUAUUGCAGAUCAAAAUUUACAUCUAAAUGGUGUUUUGUGCAAUCAUAAGAACGACCAGCAUAUCAUUGAUUCUCCCAACAUAGUAGAAAAUAAAAAAAGAAUAAAUUUUUUUUCAUGCUUUAAAAAUAUUAAAAAAAAAAAAUACUGUAAAAGAAAGAAUAUGAACUGUAAUAACCCAAAAAAAGAAAAAUAUAUAUCCAAAAAAGAAGAAAAAAUAGGUAAAUCAUAUCCUGACAAAGAGAAUUCCACUUCUACAAAUAAAAAUAAAAAAACUAGAAAUAAAUUUUUUUUUCUUUUUAAAUAA
Molecule: messenger RNA, 1041 nt
Organism: Plasmodium relictum
Lineage: Eukaryota; Apicomplexa; Aconoidasida; Haemosporida; Plasmodiidae
Product: conserved Plasmodium protein, unknown function
Exons: 3
Coding region: 1-1041 (346 amino acids)
Source: RefSeq, a predicted model, not a curated record